Messenger RNA from Cherax quadricarinatus, 1321 nucleotides. NCBI's taxonomy places the organism in Eukaryota, Metazoa, Arthropoda, Malacostraca, Decapoda, Parastacidae. The record is from RefSeq and is a predicted model, not a curated record.
AGGUGGCCAAAAGAUUAUAAAGUGAAUUCACAGUUGGCUUGGAAUGAUGACGAAUCACGCACACUACUACAGCUGUAUCCACAAGUAUUGGUUGCCCAUCUUGGUAAUGGAGAUCAUCAGCCUAUUGAAGAACUCUGGCUACAACUGGCAAAAGCAUACCUGAAUGCCCGGAAUGACAGAAAACAAUGCUAUGAGAUUGAGGAUCACAUUGCACUGUUACGUCGAGGGUUCCAGUCUCAGAAUCCAUUUCCUUUUGUAGUAGAGAUGCAGCUUUUGGAAGAAACUGAGUUUACUCUUGGUUUUACUCCUGAUCCAUUGACAGUGGACACUGAUCAGUUGGUUCCAUACUGGAGCCAUACAGCAGCACAUCUCCUUUUGGAUUUUUUAAUGCACCACCGUCAGGAAGGCAUUAAGAAAUCUAGAAUUUUUGAGAUGAUCAGUCGAGACCUUGCUGGCGCUGGUUACAGAAAGUGAGGAGAGCCGCAAGAUGAUUUUGUCUACAGCGUGUUCAAGAUUGCAGGCAAUUGAGGAAGAAGGUGAAGAUGCUCAGAGAGAUUCUAUGGUAAACUGGUUGACCAAUCUUAAACUCCAUCUUAAAUGCACUGCUCUUAUUCAUCCACCACCGCCUAUAAAUUAUUUAGCUCGCAUAUUAGUAGAAACUAUAGAAGAUUCAUCAGUAGAGGGAGAGUUUAAGGUUUUUGAUAGCAUUCUUGGACCUCAUCUGGACAUUCUGAACUCAAUUGCAGAGAGAGGAGCAUCAAGCACAUUUUACCAUACACCUCCGUUCAAAGGCAAAACUAGGAAGAUUGUGGUGAACAAAAAUCAAAAGAUAAAAUAUGGUAAUGUUCACUGGACUGAAGGAAAUCUCCUAACAAUGCUAAAUACUGCUAAAGAAUGGCGGCUUCUCUGUCAUGAUAGUGCAGAGCUGGAGAUGGUACUCAGUAGUGAUGAGUUGUGGAAGGAAGUAGCAUCAAGACUGAGUACCAGUUACAAAGUUGAUCCAAAUAAGUGUCUUCAACACUUUUCGCAGUUAUGUCGAAAAUACAAAAGUGUGGUAUCUUUCAAUGCUCAUAUAUCUCAAGAAGGAGCUGCCAGGUCUAUGGUUUGUAAAGACAUUGUAGAAAGCAUUUUGAUGCCCAUCACGUGCCAUGAUGCCGAUUUUGACAUUAGAGAUGAAUGGUGGGCUAGUGAAGAGGGUGGAGAUUGGAGUCGAAGGGAAACAUUAGACCUUCUUUUCACAGUCAGAGAGUUCUGGCCAGGUCAUCCAAAUGUGGACUGGGAAAUGGUAAGUAUUUGUAAAUUAUAGAAUCGUGUUUUUAUA